Messenger RNA from Fusarium poae, 1086 nucleotides. RefSeq lists its product as uncharacterized. Gene Ontology annotation, biological process: transmembrane transport. Lineage: Eukaryota; Fungi; Ascomycota; Sordariomycetes; Hypocreales; Nectriaceae. The coding region runs from base 1 to 1086 and encodes 361 amino acids. The transcript has 3 exons. The record is from RefSeq and is a predicted model, not a curated record. Gene Ontology annotation, molecular function: transmembrane transporter activity.
AUGGCCGGUUGGUUCUCUACACUAAGCAGCUUCAUUUACUACCCCGCCAUUCCCGUUAUCGCCGACGACCUAGACUCAUCUAUCAGCAUGAUUGAUCUCACCGUGACCUCAUAUCUGGUUGUCUCGGCUAUUGCACCGGCUAUUGUUGGAGAUGCGGCUGACACCUUUGGCCGCCGACCGUUGUAUACCAUCACGCUUACACUCUACGUGGCUGCCAAUAUUGGCAUUGCCCUGCAACAUUCAGCUGUGGCUUUGUUGAUUUUGAGAAUGCUUCAAAGUGCAGGUAUCUCGGGCACCUUUUCAGUUGCUUACGGCGUUAUCGCCGACAUCUCGACCCCAAUGGAGAGAGGUGCAUUUGUCUCAGCCCUUUCUUUUGGCAUUACUACCGCCCCUAGCCUGGGUCCUGUCCUGGGUGGUGCUUUUGCAGCCGGCCCGGGCUGGAGAUGGAUCUUUUGGUUCCUUAUUAUGGCUUCCGGCUUUUGCCUUGUCGUCAUGACUCUAGCUCUUCCCGAAUCGCAUCAUUCUAUUGUUGGCAAUGGAGGUACCAAGCCUUCUAGGCUCUACAGGCCACUUCUGCCAAGGAUCAUGAGGCCCUGGGACCACAACCGUGGACCAGUAGCCCCCAUUACGUCAAGAAGUGGUAGCAGAUGUCCGAACCCUAUCAAAAGCUUGGGGAUUCUGACACGGAAAGACGUUACUAUCAGCAUCAUGCCUGGUAGCUUUCUUUACACUGUGUACUGCUGUAUCCAUGCUUCGCUCGCCACGACCCUAAUACAGUCUUAUCACAUAAAGGAAUGGCAGGCUGGCCUUGCAUAUCUACCCUUUGGAGUAGGCGCCAUUAUAUCAACUAUCGUGUCGAGUAAAUGGAUCGACUAUGAUUACAGAAUCGUGGCAGAGGCUCAUGGGCUUCCUAUCAACAAAGUAUCAGGAGACGACCUUUUACACUUCCCUAUUGAAAAGGCACGGAUGAAAAGUGUUUUCCCAGUCACCUUUGCUGCAUUCGCAUCUGUUCUUGCAUACGGGUGGUUGAUUCAUGCCACUGUUGUCAGUCACCCAAUCGCUGGUUUGUAUUCGACACAGCGCUAA